Agelaius phoeniceus (red-winged blackbird) is the source of this 2651-nucleotide messenger RNA. RefSeq names its product tRNA-yW synthesizing protein 3 homolog (gene TYW3). Lineage: Eukaryota; Metazoa; Chordata; Aves; Passeriformes; Icteridae. The record is from RefSeq and is a predicted model, not a curated record.
AGCCCGGCCGUGUCCCCGUGGCUGUGGAGCCUGGCACGGGUAGCGCAGAGCCGCUGCAUUCUCGUCCCGUCUCCCCGGAGGAGCGCCCGGGAGCCCCUGUGCCCACCGCCUACCUGCGGAGCGCCGCUGCCGCGCGGCGGAACGCGGAGAAGGGCGGGGCCGUACCGUCCCCGCCCCGCCGCGCUGCCCGGCCGCGCGCCGAGGUUUGUCCGCCGUGGGACGCCGUCCCCCUGCGAUGGCGGCGUUCGCGCGGCGCAAGGCGCAGCGGCUCGCGCGACCGGACCCCAGCCGGAAGAGCGCGCUGGACGCGCGAGCCGCGGAGCUGGCGCGGCUCCUGAACGCGCGCGAGAGCUUCUGCACCACGAGCUCGUGCGACGGGAGGGUGAUCGUGAUGGACACGGACGGCAUGGGCAUCCAGAAGAAGAACUGCACGUGGCUCCUGGUAACACAUGACCCAUGUGUCAAAGGCGAUGUGAUGACAGCACUCAAGAAAGCCACUGGUGAUGUUGUGUUCAAGUUUGAACCAUUUGUUCUUCACGUGCUGUGUCGAGAGCUGCAGGAUGCGCAGCUGCUGCAUUCAGUGGCUAUUGACUCUGGGUUCAGGAACUCUGGUAUUACAGUUGGCAGAGGAGGAAAAAUUACAAUGGCUGUGCGGAGCACUCACUGCUUAGAAGUUCCAUUGAGCCACAAAGGGAGAUUGAUGGUCUCUGAAGAAUAUAUUGAAUUUCUGGUACAUGUAGCCAAUCAGAAAAUGGAAGAAAACAUAAGGAGGAUUGACAGAUUCCACAAAGGCUUGGAGCUGGCUCUGGAAGCUGCUCUCCCUGCAGACACCUUGUUUCCCAAGGGGCCAGAGAAGAGCCACUCUGUGUACGUGCAUAGAAGAAAGAGACGGACUGCUCAGGAACAGGCUGAUCCCAGCAGAGAGCUGGAACCCCAGGAUGAUAUGGAAAGCAGUCUUGGUCUGUUUGCUGAAAUCAUGAUAUAGACUAAGACAUUUGAAAGCAAAUGGCGAACUGAAAAAGUUAUUGUAAUGCUCUUUUUAAGAGAUUUAUAUACUCCUGUGCUCCAAGUAGUAAUAUUCUCAUGGACAUUGACCAGAAAAAAGGUAAUUAACAGAAUAGUGAGCAGGUGUAGCUACAGGACACAGAGAACAAAGCCAUAGAAUGUUUUGGGAGUUUUUAAAGUGUACUGUUAAAUUAACAAAGUGGUCCUCCAUCAGUUAUCUUAGAAAUAACUGGUUUGUUGCAGCUUUUCACUGUGUUCUCUGUGGCAGCAUUUCACUUCCAUCUUCUGGGUUUUGCAGAGCCAGCUGGCUCUGCAGGUUUCUCCUUCAGGAAGGGGAGGACAAGCAUUGAAGACUGAAGACCAUCCAAUACAUGCGGUGGAAAUUCCACAGAAACCUUCCAAAGUAGCGCUGUGUACACCGGUCUCAGACCUCAUGUGCGUUUGGGUGGACUGGCUAAAGUAUGACUCAACCCAGGGGCGUGAUUUCUAACAGUGCAGAGCUCCUGGCCAGGAGCUGUGUGAGCAAAACUGGAGUCCCACAGCCUGUGGGGCAGCAGGCAGGUGGUGGGAGCAGGCCACAGCAGGGCAAAGCACAGCAGCUCCUCAGGUGUGGGGACAUGGCUUCUGCCGCAGGUGUUACUGCAGCACUGUCAGGAUGCAGGCUUGUGUCAGACCUUUGCAGUUCACCAUUUUCCACAGACCUUCCUCUCCACUCUGAGGGUCAACUGCCUGUCUGGGCUGAACUGAAACUCCAGGGCUUCCAUCAACAAAAAGCAGCAUCUGCCUCCAUGCAGAUGGUCCUCCCCAAGCUGCUGCCUUAGCAAAUUCCUGGGGAUCCCCUGUUGCCAUCCCCACUGCUGGGAGUCCCACUAUUCCUGCAGAUCCCUCUUCACCACCUGGAGGGCACGUCUUGCACACAGAGGAGGUAGUUGUUGCUUGUGGAUUUCAGGGAGUUUGUUCAGAAUAGUCUGAACCCUCCUCUGCGUGUGACAUUUCUUAAAAUGUCUGGCACUGUUGGAUGUGGCUCAAGGGACUGACGACACCAGCACCAACCACAAGCAGUGCCCACAGACCUGUAACAGCCCAAACCCUCACCCUGUGUAACAGCACUACAGUAUUUACAUUCUGAGAAAUACAGUUUGUCAGAAACUGAUCCCACGUUCCUCUGAAAAAUUAUAAAAAAAAUCAGGAAGACUUUUUGGCAUCUUAACACAAAAAUGUUACCCUAACUGUUUGCAUCCAUCCAAGGUUGCAGAGGGUGAUGCUGAGGAGGUUUCUGGGACCAGCAACACCUUCCUCCAUGCACUGCUGCCCUUACAUCUUGCUCCAUGCUCACCCAAGUUGCACCAGCUCAUUUUGAGGUUAAUUUAUCAAGCUGUGUUUUAUUUCCAGCUGCUGUAUGGGAUUCUGUUGGGCUGUCAAUGUGCAGGGCACAGGCAGGAAUUGGGAAGAGCAUCCAGAGGCAGCUGGAGGCAGCACCCUUGAAAAGGGGAUUCUGGGGCUUAUGGCUGCAGGGAAAUUCAAUAAGCAACAAGACUCCUAAAACUGUCAAAUCUUUAUCAUUUGUAAGUGUGCUUAGCCACUUAAUUAAUCUAAAAGGUAUUUUUAUACUUGCUCUCACUGUGUUAAAUUUUUUUAAAUUACAA